AUAUUAUUAAAAAAGCCUUAAUAAUAUCUUAAUUAUGUUAACUUAUACCUAUAAUCAUGAAUCUUCGAACAAUCACCAGGAAUUAUCCUUAGCUAAUCAACAAUUGAUUCUGUAAGCAUUAUCUAGUAUGCCAAUGCAAUUAUAAUAGAAGGAAAAAUCACUUUAAAUUGAGAAUACAAAAUUAAAAAGCGAAAAUAUAGAACUCUAAUCACAGCUCAAUAAGAUAGAGAAUAAAUAAUAGGAAUUAAUAAAUGAAAUUUAGGAUCUUAAAUAGUUGGUGAAAAGAGUUUACUAAGAAGGAGAGGUUUAGAUAUAGUAUUAGAAAUAAAAAAAUCAACAAUUAAAAUAUAAAAAUGAGAGUUUGACAAAGGCUUUAUUAAAUCUGUAAAAUAAUUUAGAAACCUUCGCAUAAUUGAAAAAUUUAUCCAGAUAUAUUGAUGACUUUGAGAUUUCUAGAAAUAGUGUAAUGGAAGACUCUUAUAUUUAAUGAUUAUUAUGUAAUAAUGAAUAUCGUUUUAUUCUACAUUCUA
This is a messenger RNA of Paramecium tetraurelia, 530 nucleotides long. RefSeq lists its product as uncharacterized. The record is from RefSeq and is a predicted model, not a curated record. NCBI's taxonomy places the organism in Eukaryota, Ciliophora, Oligohymenophorea, Peniculida, Parameciidae. The transcript has 4 exons.